This is a messenger RNA of Phoenix dactylifera (date palm), 2304 nucleotides long. The record is from RefSeq and is a predicted model, not a curated record. NCBI's taxonomy places the organism in Eukaryota, Viridiplantae, Streptophyta, Magnoliopsida, Arecales, Arecaceae.
CGGUGAUAUUCCCUCCUCGCCCCCUCUUCCACUUCACCCGCCAAAGACACUGAAACUCCAUCCCUUUCUCACUUCGCCGCGUCUCUCCCAACUCUCUUCUCUUGUCUUCUUCUUCUCCACACCCAUUCUCUAGGGUUUUACACCGCUCGCCCGGAUCCCUUCGCAAAACUCUCCUCCGACCAUGGCUGCUUCGUGCUCGAGACCGUGGAUCUCGGCGUGGUUCGCCGCGACAGCCUCGAAUCCGGGGCGGAUUCCUCGGUCCCCGGUCGUCCGGAUGCGUUGUCUUGGGCCGGAUGGUGGUUUUCUUGGAAGGAGGGCUGGUACUUCCGUCUGUUGUAGUGCUGAUCGGCACGCCGGGAAUGGCCGCGUGGCCGCCGCCAGCGGCGGUGGAGGUGGUGGCGGGAGUGAGAAUGAGAACGAGAAGUUUGUGAGGUGGUUUCGGCAAGCUUGGCCGUAUAUAAGGGCACACAGGGGGAGCACUUUCGUGGUGGUGAUCUCAGGGGAGAUCGUGGCGAGCCCUUACUUGGAUAGUGUUCUCCAGGAUAUUUCACUCCUUCAUGGUCUAGGGAUCAAAUUUGUCCUGGUUCCUGGGACCCAUGUCCAUAUUGAUAAGCUCUUGGAAGAGAAAGGAAGUAAGGGCAAAUACAUAGGUCGAUAUAGAAUUACGGAUUCUGAUUCAUUAGAGGCUGCGAUGGAAGCUGGUGGGAGGAUUCGACUCACAGUAGAAGCAAAGCUCUCUCCUGGUCCCCCUAUCCUGAAUCUUCGCCGACAUGGCGAUAAUAGUCGUUGGCAUGAACUUGGUGUUAAUGUUGCAAGUGGCAACUUCCUUGCAGCUAAGAGAAGAGGCGUUGUAGAUGGUGUUGAUUUCGGAUCAACUGGUGAAGUUAAAAAAAUAUAUGUUUCUCGUAUACAAGAAAGGCUUGAUAAAGAGUGUAUAGUUAUAGUAAGCAAUCUGGGCUAUUCCAGUUCAGGAGAAGUUCUAAAUUGCAACACUUAUGAAGUUGCUACUGCUUGUGCAUUAGCUAUCAAUGCAGAUAAACUGAUCUGCAUAACAGACGGUCAAAUUCUUGAUGAACAGGGACAAGUCAUUCGUUUUUUGUCUCUCCAAGAUGCGGAUAUGUUGAUUAGAGAGCGGGCUAAGCAAAGUGAAAUAGCUGCAAAUUAUGUCAAGGCUAUAGGUGAAGAUGAUAUGCAUUGUACAUGCUAUCUUGAUUUAAAAGAAGCCAACAAACCUCCUUGGAAUUGGAAAGGUUACAGAGAAAAGUGUAAUGCAACUUUUCAAAAUGGUGUCGGGUUUGACAACGGGAAUGGCUUAUGGUCUGGUGAGCAGGGAUUUGCUAUUGGAGGUGAAGAGCAAUUGAACAGAUCAAAUGGUUACCUUUCAGAACUGGCUGCUGCAGCAUAUGUAUGCAGAGGUGGAGCUCAAAGAGUUCAUAUUGUAGAUGGUACUCUCAGUGGAGCCUUGCUGCUAGAAUUAUUUACAAGAGAUGGAGUGGGGACAAUGGUGGCUAGUAAUGUGUAUGAGGGAACGCGGAAUGCUAGAUUGGCAGACUUUCCUGGCAUAAGAAGACUUAUACAACCUUUAGAAGUAUCUGGUGCGCUGGUUCGGAGAACUGAUGAAGAGCUUCUUAAACAAUUGGAUUCAUUUAUAGUUGUGGAGAGAGAUGGUUCAAUCAUUGCUUGUGCUGCACUUUUUCCCUUCUUUGACGAGAAAUGUGGAGAGAUUGCUGCAAUUGUUGUAUCCCCUGAGUGCCGUGGGCAUGGGCAAGGGGACAAAUUGCUCGAUUAUAUUGAGAAGAAGGCAUCAUACCUUGGAUUAGAGAAACUCUUCCUGCUUACAACUCGUGCUGCAGAUUGGUAUGUUGUGAGGCGUGGUUUCUCAGAAUGUUCUAUUGAGUCCAUUCCAGAUGAAAGGAGGAAAAAAAUCAAUUUCUUACGUGGAUCCAAAUAUUAUAUGAAGAAUCUACAACCAGAGCAAGGUGGAAUUACCAUCAACAGGGCAUAUUUUCAGGAGUUCAGUUACAAUGAAUCAAAGAUGCAGUUAGUUUGAUGGCCCUCUUUUCUAGUUUUAAAAGGGCAUACACGUAAACCAGAUUUAAAGGACCUUCUGUCCAGAUCAAUGAUCCUUCUGCACUCAACAUUGGAAAAGUAGUGUCUGUUUUCUUUUUGUUAUUGUAUUUUGUCACACUGCAAGACCAGUAGAGAUUUGCAAAUGACAAUGCUAGCAUUUUCGGAUUCCCUUUGCAAUCAAUGCAAGAACUGCAGAAGCUAUUCUCUCUUCAAAUGUUUUAGUUUAUAUUCUAA